Messenger RNA from Linnemannia hyalina, 1740 nucleotides. The record is from the annotation of a GenBank genome assembly. NCBI's taxonomy places the organism in Eukaryota, Fungi, Mortierellomycota, Mortierellomycetes, Mortierellales, Mortierellaceae.
AUGUCUCGAUUCCAUUUCAUGACCGUCCUCCUGGACUGUCUCCUCUUUGAAAUGGCCGGCAAGGUCACCGACAGACAAAACCGAUGCUCUCUCGAAGACCUCGCCGACGCAUACGAACAUAUCCGCGGGACCUACAAGGAUAACCCAGGGUGCUUCGAUCUCCCUUGCGACCAGAACAUAUACCUCCACAAGCUGAACACCAUUGAUGGCUUAAGGGCAUACCUCAACCGCCUUACCAAUGGACACGGCCCCCUAUUCCCCUACCAGACAUUUGUCCAGUCCUGGUAUGAAGAUUAUCCCGCCGACGACGACUUUAUAUACCUCCCACCUUUGAAUGGCCGAGAGACCCAGGAUUUCUUGCUCCAAUAUGCCGUGACGAUCCCGCAUACCUACCACGACGACAUUGCUGCAUUGAUUCAAGCCGUUAGGGAGCAGGUCUGGAGAGACGGGGGGUCUGGUGGAGGGUACUUUAUGCUCGACAACGGGAUGAGAGCCGCCAUAAAGUUCUCAAGGGUCUACAACGCCAACAAGAGAGCAAAGGCUGCACAACAGCAGGCGAUUGAGUUGGCCGCACAACAACAGCGACAGCUGCGUCAACAACAACUUGAGGCCGAGAAGCAGGAACAGAAACGGAAACACCAAGAGGAGGAAGAGCGGAUUUUGCAGAAGAGGUUGGAGGUGGAGAAACGACAGAGAGAGCUGCAGGCAAUAUCGAAGAAGCAGGCACAAUGGAACCUACUACAGCUUCAGGUCAUGGAUAAAUUCUGGAUUAUUACCGAGUACCUCCACAAGCUUGAUUCGCAGAUGGCGACAUCCGGCCAGAAGGAGAGCGUCGAGGCACUUCGCAAGAUCCUUGAGAGCAUCCUAGGACAACAUUCAGGUGACCAGAACGUGAAGGUCCACGUCUUUGGUUCCUUUGCUUCAGGACUCUGCACCGUCACUAGCGAUGUCGACUUUACCGUCUAUAAUUUCGCACGACAUUACACCAACCCAAUUCAAGAGUUAGCCAAGACUUUCCGCUCGGCAGGAUGCCAAUCUGUCGCGGCCAUCACCAAUGCACGAGUUCCUAUCGUCUCCUUCAAGGCUCGGGGAUUCGACUGCGAUGCAAGCCUCGACCAGCCCAUGGCCGUUCUCAAUUCCAAGCUCAUCAAGACCUACACCAAGAUUGAUGGAAGGUUCGCUCAGCUAUGGCUCGCUGUGCGUCAAAUCGCAAAAGGGCACCAGAUCCUUUCCGGGAGUACUGGAUUCCUGUCGUCCUUCGCUCUCACAAUGAUGUUGAUCGUGUUUCUCCAGAACGAGGUUAGCCCUCCGAUUCUUCCGCGGCUGCAACAACAACAUUGGUCUCGAAUGGAAGAGCGUAAGAUCGAUGGCUACGACUGCUCGUUUGAUCACAACUGGGACCGUUACCGGACCUUUUCGAGUGGUAACAACGAGUCAGUUGCCAUGCUAUUGAUCGGGUUUUGUCGAUUCUACGGGUUUCAUUUCGAUUAUGCGAUGCAGGAAGUGAACCCGCGCCUGGGUGUGAUCAAGUGUCGUACCUUUGAUCCACCAGCCCACAACAAAACAGACAAGAGACGCAAGAAUUGGCCAAUUUGUAUCAUGGACCCGUUCAUUACUGGCAGGAACGUGGCGGGCAACUGUCGCAGCAACAAUGUGGCAGACAUCCAGAAGUGCUUUCGAGAUGCGUUCAGUGCGCUCAACGUAGGAGAUACAGACAUGGCGUUCAAGUGCAAAGUUUAG